This is a messenger RNA of Acanthosepion pharaonis, 1386 nucleotides long. NCBI's taxonomy places the organism in Eukaryota, Metazoa, Mollusca, Cephalopoda, Sepiida, Sepiidae. The record is from the annotation of a GenBank genome assembly.
AUGAUAAAGACCCACGUCCCUCCCUACUCGGUGACCUGGACAUGUAAUCUAUUUAAUGUAACUCGCGACUUGUUUUCUUUCUUUCUCUUUUUUCUAUGCUUUCUUUUCUUCUCUCUGUUUUGUCUUGCUUCCAGAUUUUCUUCACUGUUUCUUUUGCUCCAUUUUUCAUUUUAUUUUCUAAUACUUUCAUUUCUCGCUUUUUCUUCAUUCCUCGCUUUUUCUUCAUUUCUCGCUUUUUUCAUUUCUUGCUUUUUUUCAUUUCUUGCUUUUUCAUUUCUCGCUGUUUUUCAUCUCCAGCUUUUUUUUUUAUUUCUUGCUUUUUCAUUUCUCGCUGUUUUUCAUUUCCAGCUUUUUUCAUUUCUCGAUUUUCUUCAUUUCUCUCUUUUUCUUCAUUUCUCUCUUUUUCUUCAUUUCUCACUGUUUUUCAUUUCUCGCAUUUUCUUUCAUUUCCCGAUUUUCUUCAUUUCUCGCUUUUUCAUUUCUCGCCCUUUUUCAUUUACAGCUUUUUUUCAUUUCUUGCUUUUUCAUUUCUCGCUGUUUUUCAUUUCCAGCUUUUUUUUUUCAUUUCUUGCUUUUUCAUUUCUCGCUGUUUUUCAUUUCCAGCUUUUUUCAUUUCUCGAUUUUCUUCAUUUCUCUUUUUUUCUUCAUUUCUCUCUUUUUUCUUCAUUUCUCGCUGUUUUCAUUUCUCGCAUUUUCUUUCAUUUCCCGAUUUUCUUCAUUUCUCGCUUUUUCAUUUCGCGCCGUUUUUCAUUUACAGCUUUUUUUCAUUUCUUGCUUUUCCAUUUCUCGCUGUUUUUUAUUUCCAGCUUUUUUCAUUUCUCGAUUUUCUUCAUUUCUCUCUUUUACUUCAUUUCUCUCUUUUUCUUCAUUUCUCGCUGUUUUUCAUUUCUCGCAUUUUCUUUCAUUUCCCGAUUUUCUUCAUUUCUUGCUUUUUCAUUUCUCGCUGUUUUUCAUUUCCAGCUUUUUUUUUCAUUUCUUGCUUUUUCAUUUCUCGCUGUUUUUCUUUUCCAGCUUUUUUCAUUUCUCGCAUUUUCUUUCAUUUCCCGAUUUUCUUCAUUUCUCGCAUUUUCUUUCAUUUCCCGAUUUUCUUCAUUUCUCGCAUUUUCUUUCAUUUCCCGAUUUUCUUUAUUUCUCGCUUUUUCUUUCACAUCUCGUUUACCCUCUUCUAUUUUCAUUUUUUCUAAUUACUUUUUCUUCGUUUCUUUUAUUUUCUUCCAUUUUCCCCUCUCUUUUCUUUUCUAUCUUAACCUCCGUUUCUCUCUUUCCUUUUUUUCUUUUCAAAUAUUAUUUUUCCUUUUAUUUAAUAUUCUUUCUCCUCCAUUCUUUCUCUCUUCCUCAUGUAUUUCUGACUCAAAACCUUAUCCUUUUUUUUUAUUUUUAUUUUAG